Molecule: messenger RNA, 7638 nt
Organism: Symbiodinium sp. CCMP2592
Lineage: Eukaryota; Dinophyceae; Suessiales; Symbiodiniaceae
Source: the annotation of a GenBank genome assembly
AUGUCGGGGGAGAAAGAGCAACAUCAUAUUCCCUCGUGGGACGGAAGUGCCCGUUCCUGGCGUCGGUAUACGAAAGAGGUUUCAUGGUUCGUACAAAGCACUGCAGUGAACAAGAGGCGGUACUGCGCUUCUCGUCUACUCAGCAGGUUGACUGGCCCUGCAAGGCUCUUAGCGAUGAGUUGGAGCUGGAACAAGAUGCAUUUCGACACGCCUGAAGGCACCAAGCUGUUUCUGCAACGUCUGGCAUCCUCACCUUUGGUGAGGAAGAAUCUUCCCAACGCAACUGCUAUAUGCAACCAGUACUUUGCAUUUCAGCGGCGCUCCGGCGAGAACAUCAGUUCGUUCCUCGUUAGGGAGUCGUUGGUUCAUGAAGAGUUCUGCGAAGCCAUCAUACGGUUGCAUGAGGAUCGGCUUGGCAUUUCUCAGGAGUCUCGCGACUUUGGACUGCCACCCGAGGAGACUUAUUCUUGGGAUGACGAGUCUUGGGCUGGCGCCACCUGGUGGCGCGAUGAGUGGGGCGGUGACGACCCAGAUCCAGAAGGCGAUCCUGAACCUGCUCCUGGCGCUGAUUCUCCAGAAGCUCGCGCCGGAGAUGCGGAAGUACUUCAUGAGGGAGCCACGACCUCAGCGGCUCCGGGAUCCUCGCCCUCUCAUGGUGGAGACCGCUCUCCACUUCGACGACCUUCACAACAGGAUGUUCGACCAAGCGCUGAACAACCCAAGGCCGUUGAUGAAUUGGCGCUGGCGGACAGCUUCAUCAUGGAAGUUCUCCGGGGGUGGCGGCUUCUCCAAGCCGCUGGCCUCAAUGCGGAGGAGAAGCGGGACAUCCUGUCGACGACGAAGAACAGUUUGGACUACGAGGUGAUCGCGGCUGCACUUCAGAACUUGUGGGACGAGCAGCUCCUUGGCCAAAGACAAGGAUCUUCGAGCUAUCAUGCGCACUACUCGGAGGCCGUGGACGCCGAGACCUCCUACUACCAGGACGCGUGGUGGCAAGAGGAUGAUGCGUGGUGGUAUGAGGACUACUUCGUGGACGGCUACUACGAUGACUCCUGGUGGGAGAACUACGCGGCCGAAGGGCAUGAGCAGAUGGUGGCAUCGGAACCCGAAGAUCCGGAGAGUCUUGCGAAAUACAAGGAGGCUCAGCAAGCAGAGAAGAUCGCCGAAGGAUUGGCGGCCGAAGCCCAGAGAACCUGGGCGGAGGCCCAGAGGGCCACCCAGGCUCUUAGGAAAGAUCGUGGCUUCGGGGCUAUGUCUGCCCAAGGUCCGAGCGGUGGCUGCUAUCUUUGCGGCGGUCCACACUUCUCCCGCGAUUGUCCGAGGCGGUCACAGAUGUCCUUUGGAAAGGGUCCGAAGGGCAGCAACCGCUUCUCGAAGGGGAAGGCCAAGGGCUACAUGAACGAGAUGGACGAGGACUACUACGCCAACGCCUUCAAGGGCAAGAGCAAGGGAAAGGGUAAGAAGGGCUACUACGUGGAUCCUGCCUACGCCAUGUGGAGCUCGAAGGGCAAGGGGAAGUCCAAGUCCAAGGACUCCUACCGACCCGUCAAUGCCUAUCAAAGUGAACUCUUCGUCGGCGGCUUGGAUAUGGUUCUCGAGGCAGCUGCUGCUUCCUCUGAGCCAGUGGAUCCGAACGUGGGGAUGAUCGACUGCGGCGCCACCGCAAGCGCAGCUCCUGAAGCAGUGGUUAAGGGCCUGAUCAAUGCUGUCCUAGCUCAAGACCGUAGCGCUCAGAUCGAGAUGGACCAAGCCUCGCGACCGUAUUUCAGGUUUGGGAAUGGGCGCUGGGGUCGGGCACUCUGCAAGGUCCGUUUCUGUAGUCGAGCAUCCGGAAGCCCCAAGCACUUUGCCUUGUACGUUCUCCCAAAUCCCACGGAGUACUAUCAAGCGGACUUUGAUAAGGGAUCUCUUGUACCAGUUCUGAUUGGCAUGGAUCAUAUUGGCCCGACCGGUGUUGGCAUGAUGAUAGACUUUGCUUCUGGUCUUGCUAUGAACACUUCGGAACCGAACCCGUCCAUCUAUAAGCUGGAUAAGAGCAAGAAAGGGCACUAUGUUCUUGACAUUGUCCGGUACCUAACCAAUGGAAUCAAAGUCUUGGAAGGUCAAGCUCAUGUUGUAGUCAGAUCCAGUUCUUCUUCGGCGUGUGCAUUGGAGCAGCAAGUGAUUGAGUUGCGUACGAUGUGGUUUGACAUGGCUGCAUGCGACCAUGACUUGAGUGAGCUUGACAGGGAAGUGGCUGAAGCUAGAAUGUGGCAACUUUACGAUGCGAGUCGAACUUCAUCGGUCUCUUCGGCCAUUGCAGCUCAAGUAUCGAUGCACGGCCCGUCGGCCCAUCGCUUGAUUUCGACUCCUUCCUCUUCGUGCUCCCCCAAUGUGAAUGCGAUUCUUCAGCAGGCUGCAAAAGCCAAGGCGAAGGCCAAGGCGAAACCGCUGGACAUGAGCCGCGCCCAGAAGAUCGACAGUCGCGAUCCCAGGGCACACAAGAAUCAAUGGCCAUGUCUGGGGCAACACAGCCCGAGUCCUGCCAAGGGCAACGGUCACGGACAGUGGAUACAUUGCCAGGUCUGCGAUGUUCGACUCCUGUAUGUCCCUCGACACGGCUCAACCGGUCAGAACACCCAGUGCAAGAAUCCGGAAAUGGUCUCAAGGUGUCUCCGGGAACUUCGCAAGCUUCUGGGGGAUCGACUCCAUUCGGCACCGUUGGUGCAUGCUAUGCAGGCCAAGAUCGAUGCGGAGGAGACCUUGAAGGUGAUGAUCAACAACCAUCUGGCGACACCUACGGCGACGAGCUCAACGCUGACCGGCAUCAGCCUGAACGAGGCGACGACUUCUGCGGCGGGCUACCAGACGGAAAAUCCCGAAAGUCCAGAGUCACUUGGCAGCUGGGCGAUGACGAACGCACAGGGCCGAGAAGUGACUCUCGAGGAGGCGUAUGCGGCUCUGGAGAGCAACUUGCCACUCUACAUGGGCAAGAAGGUCAUGAAUGCCGUGACCUUGAUGAUGGCUAUGACCUCCCAGCCGAAACUUGGCAACGACUACGUGGACUCCGACAACAACAUCGGAGAGAGAAAGAUUGGAGACCUACCGGACCCCAGCUUGCAGAUCUACUUCGAAUGGCCGACGCAUUGCCAUGGCUGGAAACAGCCUCCUCUUGAAGACCUCGCGAACUUUCUGGAGGAUCAAGGAAUACCCUGGCUGUCCUGCCGGAUUGAUGGGUGCAACUACGGCAUGAAGAACCCUCAGGACGGUCUCUUCGUGAAGAAACAAUGGACCGUGAGGACCACCGAUGAGCAAUUUCACAAAAGCUUCCGAGCCAAAGUAUGCCCUGGUUGUCAUGGAAAACACAGCGUUCAGGAGGACUACGAGACCAACAAGGACGCCUACUACCCGUGGAAGAUGGUCCAGUCGAUUGUCAAACAUUGGUGUGCUUCCAUGACACCGUCCCGCCACUACCAACUUCUUUCUCUACGACAAGAUCUGCCAAGUCUACAAGAUGAAGAUCCGCAAGCGGCCUCGGAACAGUCUUCUACGGUGGAUGAGGCGGUGUGUGAUUGGCCAGACAGCGAGUAUGUAUCAGAAGGUGAUCUUCAAGGAUUGACAUCGACUACCAGUGAAUUGUCCGUCCCAGCUGGUGAUCUUCAAGGAUUGACCUCGACAACCAGUGAAUUGCCUGUCCCAGCUGGUGCCCUAGAAGACUUGAUCAACUACCACCUGGUCCGAAAGAACUUCUCGUUUGAUGUCCUUGAAGAUAUCUUGAUGCAGCAAUGGUCUGGUGCUCCCAAGUCGGUCUCCAACCACACUCGGUGGCGUGACGGCGCUGGACAAGCCCUUCUUCUGGGUGCCUAUUCCCACGGCAACAUGAAGGGAAUCAGCCGUACGUCCUUCAACCAUGUGACCCUCCUGAAGUACAUCAACGGCUUUCUUCGAUAUCACCUACCUGAUGCUUCCUGGUCGAGUGUGAUGGUGUCCUUCAACCGUUCUGUUUUCCCCCAUCGUGACCACCACAACGACAAGGCACCGAUGUGUGUCCUUCAGUCCGAUGUGCUGGCAUGCUUCACAACCGUGGAAGGGGACCAGGAUAGCCAUAUCGGCUUACACUACGAGGCUGGCAACGCUACCUACCGGAAGUGGGAGGCCCAAGUGUCCAAGUUCCACAGGGCGGCCGGGCAUCCUACCAAUCGCAACCUUGCCCGUAUUGUGGAAGAGGCAGGUCAUGACAAGUGGAAGGUGGAGGUGGCACGGCAUCACCAUUGUCCUUCCUGCCAAAGUCUCAAGCCAGGGGGAACGAGUUCUGGCCAAGUUCCUCCGACGACCACUCAUGCGCUGUACCCAGCAUGGCACGCUAUUGGUGUUGACUCAGGCGAGUGGGUGGUCCCCAACAAGAAGCAGAAGGUGAAGUUUUUGGUCUUUGUGGAUGUGACGACGAAGCUGCGUGUGGUGCAACCUCUUCAUGUCUACGACUUCCUUGAGAUGAAAACCGAGAGUCCUCUUGAUGGACUCGGCAAGGAGCUUUGGUUCGGAUGCUUUCAUGAGUUUGCCAGCUCGUUGAACAUCCAAGUGCACUACAUUGCUGAAAAAGAACAUUGGGCGCACGGCACGGUGGAAGCAGUUGUUCAAGACAUCAAGAUGACUGCCUCUGCCAUUCAGCUAGAAGCACUCGACCAAGAUCCUCGUAUUACCUUGCAAUUGGCCGCCUCAGCCUUGAACUCCACAGAGUACACAGCCGGAUUUUCAGCAUAUCAAUGGGCGUUUGGGAAACACUACGAUCUCUCUGAUGAGGAUGUUCGGACCUUCACCAACACCGACUACCCUGGCGAGUUCAUCAAGCUAGUGACUGCCCGACAGCAAGCCGAGACGAUUGCCACCAAGACUCGCGCCUUGCGAGUACUUUCCAAGCUCUCCAACACAACUGUCAGGCAGCCUUUGAGGAGUUUCUCUCCGAUGGAUUUGGUGAAGGUGUGGAGAAAAGUGUGGCCCAAGGAACAAUACAAAGGUCCACGCGGCGGCCUACGAAUGUCUGGCAGACCGCACUGGGUCGGACCAGGACGGGUGAUCUUCUGUGAGGUGAUUCCACAUCAAGAAGGCGGUGAUGUUCGACGACAUGUGUGUUGGGUUCUGAUCGGGAAACAGCUCUUCAGAUGUUCCGUUCAUUCCGUGAGACCGGUGACUUCUACAGAACGAUUUCAAUUUGAGACAUCGGGAGAGGAGCAGUUUCAUCAGUGGAAGACACUGAAGGAUGUCCUGCCUCAGCGGGAGUUUGUUGACCUCACCGACCAGGAGCCCAGUCCAGAUGAAGUUGAACUUCCCAACCUUCCUCAACAGCCUGACAAACAAACCAUAGUGGAUCCACCUUCACGGCGAGUUCGAGCAAAGACGACACCCACUACUACGUCACCAAUGCCAGCCGUGGACGAUGAGGUCACAGGCAAUACCUCGGCUCCUUCUACAAUUCGGCCCGGUGAGAACGUCAACGACCACGACCUACCGGUUCCCAAGAAAGCCCGACAAGACGAUUGGGUUGAAGAUCUAGCGAUGGAAGCCCAGCUGGAGGCCGAGCACGAUAUCUUCAAAUGUCUGGAAACCAUUGAGGAGCCCGUGGACUGCAUGAAGAUUGAGUUUGAAGUGGGCAAUCUUUCCAAUCGCCAGCGAAAGUUUCUUGAACGCAACCCUGUGAGCUUCAUGGUUAAGAAGAUGAGAGACUCUGAGGUAUCAAUUUCACGCCUGACACCUUCAGACCGUCGACUGUUUGACAGGGCAAAAAUGAAGGAGGUUGAGUCCUUUCUGAAACAUGAAGCUGUGAGGAAAUGUUUGAGUCAAGAAGAAGUCCAGCAGGCCUUUGACCGCAACCGCAUCAUUCGUGCUCGCUGGGUCUUAACCUGGAAGGCGGUACCUCCUGAAGACCAAACUUCUGCAGCUGACGAUGCUAAGAACAAUGCCAAGACUACACACACAGCUGAUGGAACGAAAAAGGCGAAGGCCCGGAUCGUUCUGCUUGGUUUUGAGCACCCCAGCUUGUUGGACAGCAAGUUCAAGACAGCAUCACCGGUGCAAAGCACGCUUGGGCGGAACCUCCUCUACACCAAGGCCAUGCAUGAGCAGUGGGAUCUGGAAGGAUUGGACAUCAGCACAGCAUUCCUCCAGACGAUGCCGACCGAGGCCGACCGCGAGAUAUGGACCUACGGAGUGGAAGAGCUGCGCGAGGCACUUGGUGUCGGAAGUGAAGGGAUCAUGCGCAUUCUGCGCAAUGUCUACGGGAGUACCACGGCUCCCCGUGGACUCUGGUUGGACCUACACCGCAAACUCACAGCUCUGGGAGCUCAAGCUGUACUCGGUGAACGAUGCCUAUGGAUUUGGCUGUCCAAGGUUCAGAUGGAUGGUGAUCACCCACGGAUGAUCGGUGGCAUGGGUGGUCAUGUGGAUGAUUUUCACCGCACCGGUGAUCGAGAAUCACCAGAGUGGUUGGAAGUUGUCGAAAAGAUUAACCAAGCCUACGAAUGGGGCAUGAUUAAAAAGAACUCCUACCGCCAUGCCGGCACUGAUGUCACGAUCAAGGAGGAUGAGCAUGGCUUUAAGAAGCUUGUGGUUGAUCAGGAGUACUACAUUGAGACGCUGCAAGACCUAGAAAUUCCUGCAGACCGUCUCCGAGGAAACGAUCAUCUUCUACCCCGAGAAGUGGAGGCAUGUCGUACAGCAUUGGGAGCUCUCCAAUGGCUUGCGGUUCAAUCUCAGCCUCAACUUUGUUCGAGGUGCAACUUGCUUCUUACGGAGCUCGUUACCACUGGAACAAUGAGCACAGCCCUUGAAAUUCAGGGUAUGAUCUGUGAAAUUCGGAACCAGUCCUACGCGCUCGAGUUUCGCAAGUUCCCCGACGCGCACCACUGGAGCGACAUCGUCUUCAUCAGCAUGGGCGACCAGGCCCACUCUAACAGACCAAAGGGUGAUUCGACUGGCGGCAUGCUUACGCUUGUGGCCGGACCCGGUUGUCUGGAUGGCAAGAUGUGUCCUAUGAGCUUGAUUGGUUGGAGGACCUGGAAGCUCAAGCGGAAGGCCAUCGGGAGCAACGAUGCAGAAGUGCAGUCGAUUCUGGAGGCCGAAGACCAGAACUUCAGAUCACGACUACUCUGGUCUGAGUUGAACGGCGCUGGUGGACGACAUGAACAUCGCGUACUUCGUCGUGACAUGGUCGACCAAGUGGAGGCUCAGAUAGUGCGCAUCAAGGGUGUUCUCUGCACGGACAGCAAAGGUGGUUACGAUGCAGUGGAGGUGAACGAGUCACCGCUUUUGGGCCUGAGCAACAUGCGCGCAGCCCUUCAAGCAUUCCAGCUGAGGGACAAUCUUGAACGUGCUGCUUGCCAACUUCGCUGGCUUGCUUCAGACUACGAUUUGGCCGAUGCCCUGACCAAGAAGCGAGCUGAUGCUCGGCAAGGACUUCUACGAUUCCUAGCUUCCGGAGUCUGGGCAAUCAAAUACGACCCAAACUUUGUCAGUGCACGCAAGAGCAAGCAACGAGGUGGCGGAGCUCUACGCGACCAUGAUGACCACUUACGAGGUGAUGGCAUGUGGCUCGAUAUCCUGUACAAGUUUUUCUCCUGUCCAUACGAUGAUCCCGAAGUGCAGCUGAUGUCUUUUGGGGGUUGA